GCAGUGAGCGCGAGGCCGCGGGAGAAGUGCUGGCCGGCCGGGGAGGCGGAGGACGUGGAGAGGAGCGCGAGGAGGAUCCGGGAGUCCGCGGCAACAAAACAGAAAAAGGGCUCAGGCCUGGGACUUGGCAAAAACGGGAAACCAAACUAGGGAGGAUCACUGAAACAUAUAUAUCUAUAUAUUUUUUUUUGCUUUGAUUUUUUUUUAAUCUUUUAUCACUUUUGUACUGUAUUGGAAAGUGAUUCGUUUGGUGAUGCCAUCCAACGCAGUUACCACCACAGCUGCUUUCAAAAGCUCUGACUUCAACAGUGGGGGAAAUCGCAUGACUGACAGUGUGAGUCGGGAGAAGGAGCUGGCUGUGGCGGACAGGCCGGCGUUCAGCACUCCGGCCCGCAAAGUCGGACGGCCCAGCCGCAAACGCAGACACCUCCUUGUGGAGAGUUGUGGCUCACUGACAGAGCUGGUGGGUGUGUCCAAGAAUCACAGAGGAGCGGGAAUCCAGUCCUGUUCACAGCUUCAGGUUCACAAUGGGGAUGUAGGAGAGAGGUAUGGCAACAGAUCCUCCGAAAGCUCUCGCCCCACGCAGGAGCAGAGUGCUCUGGAAAACGGCCUCCCUCGCCAAGCCGCCUGCAGCAUGAGCCCUUUCCUGGAGAACGGAUUUGUUGUUGCCCUGGACAAGCGUGACUCGGAAAAGGACAAAGAGGAGACACUGCCAAAUCUACCUCGCAAGAAACGAGGAAGGCGGAAACUGGAGCGACCGACUAAAUAUGUCGAGCACCGGGAGGAGGAGAUCGGGGACACUUCGAAGAAUGAGGGAGCUCGAGGCAGGCUACGUGGGGGAGUGGGCUGGGAAAUCAGUCUGCGCCAGAGACCCAUGCCCAGAGUAACGUUCCAGGCCGGUGACCCUUAUUACAUUAGCAAGAGGACCAGGGAGGAGUUGCUGGCCAAGUGGAAGAUGGAGGCAGAGAAGAAGGCCAAACUGGUUUCCAUAAUGAACUCGAUGGAGGAGCAUGGAGAGGUGGAGGUCAAGCCUCAGAUGGCCUGUGGUACCCUCAACAGCCCACUGACCACUGCACUACCACCACCACCACCACCUACACAGCAACAGCAGCAGUUGACCCAAGCUCUUCCCAAAGCUCAACCACAACCACAAAUACAGCCUACACCCCAGCAACAGCCUCCAGCCCAGCAACAACAGCCUACAGACCCAGCAUCCCCUACAGUGGCCACAACGCCAGAGCCAGUGCCUAUAGGGGAUGGAGAUAAGACCUCACCAAAGUCCACCGACACAGAGGCUGAGUAUGAGGACGGCAGAGGCUUUGGCAUUGGCGAGCUGGUGUGGGGGAAACUGCGUGGUUUCUCUUGGUGGCCUGGACGCAUCGUCUCCUGGUGGAUGACCGGCCGGAGCCGAGCUGCAGAGGGAACCAGAUGGGUCAUGUGGUUCGGUGAUGGCAAAUUCUCUGUGGUCUGUGUUGAGAAAUUGUUGCCUUUGAGUUCCUUCUGCAGUGCUUUUCACCAGCCAACUUACAACAAGCAGCCAAUGUACAAGAAAGCCAUCUAUGAGGUGCUACAGGUAGCCAGCAGUAGAGCAGGAAAAGUGUUCCUCACCUGUCCUGAGAGUGACGACACCGACACCUGUAAGUCGGUGGACAUGCAGAACAAGCAGAUGAUCGAAUGGGCCAUGACAGGAUUCCAGCCCACUGGCCCCAAGGGCCUGGAGCCUCCAGAAGAGGAGCGCAACCCAUACAAGGAAGUGUACCCGGAAAUGUGGGUGGAGCCCGAAGCCGCAGCCUAUGCACCCCCACCUGCCAAAAGACCUCGUAAAAGCACAGGCACGGAGAAGCCCAAGGUGAAAGACAUCGUCGAUGAGAGAACCCGAGAGAGGCUUGUGUACGAGGUGCGGCAGAAGUGCAGGAAUAUCGAAGAUAUUUGCAUCUCCUGUGGAACCCUGAACGUUUCCCUUGAGCACCCACUCUUCAGUGGAGGAAUGUGCCAAAGCUGUAAGAACUGUUUCUUGGAGUGUGCGUACCAGUAUGACGACGAUGGAUACCAGUCUUACUGCACAAUCUGCUGUGGAGGGAGGGAGGUGCUCAUGUGUGGAAACAAUAACUGCUGCAGGUGUUUCUGUGUAGAGUGUGUGGAUCUGCUAGUUGGGCCCGGUGCAGCACAAGCUGCUAUAAAGGAGGACCCUUGGAACUGCUAUAUGUGUGGUCAGAAGCCUCAGUUCGGGCUGCUGGAACGCCGGGCUGACUGGCCCAGUCGUCUACAGCACUUCUUUGCCAACAACCACGACCAGGAUUUUGAACCUCCAAAGCUCUACCCUCCUGUUUUGGCAGAGAAGAGAAAGCCUAUCCGUGUGUUAUCACUCUUUGACGGAAUCGCUACAGGGCUGCUGGUGCUAAAGGAGCUAGGUAUUCAGGUGGAGCGCUACGUCGCCUCUGAGAUAUGCGAGGACUCGAUCACUGUCGGUAUCGUGCGGCAUCAUGGACGCAUCAUGUACGUUGGCGACGUGAGGAACGUCACACACAAACACAUACAAGAGUGGGGACCUUUUGAUCUCGUCAUUGGAGGAAGCCCCUGUAAUGAUCUCUCUAUAGUUAAUCCAGCACGGAAAGGUCUCUACGAGGGCACGGGAAGGCUGUUCUUUGAGUUUUACCGGCUUUUACAUGAAGCUCGUCCUAAGGAAGGAGACAACAGGCCUUUCUUCUGGCUCUUUGAGAAUGUAGUGGCCAUGGGUGUCAGUGACAAGAGGGACAUCUCUCGCUUUUUAGAGUGCAACCCAGUGAUGAUAGACGCAAAGGAAGUGUCUGCUGCUCAUCGUGCCCGCUACUUCUGGGGAAACCUUCCUGGCAUGAACAGACCUCUGACUGCCAUGUGCACUGACAAACUGGACCUGCAAGACUGUCUUGAACAUGGCAGGACUGCAAAGUUUGAUAAAGUGAGGACCAUCACCACUCGGUCGAAUUCCAUAAAGCAGGGCAAAGAUCAGCAUUUCCCUGUUUACAUGAACGAGAAAGAGGACAUCCUGUGGUGCACUGAGAUGGAGAGGGUAUUUGGCUUUCCCGUCCACUACACAGACGUGUCCAACAUGAGUCGGUUGGCGAGACAGAGGCUUCUAGGUCGCUCGUGGAGUGUCCCGGUCAUCCGCCACCUGUUUGCACCACUCAAAGAGUAUUUCGCCUGUGUGUGAAAGUCAGUGCGGUGAGGAGGCGAGAAUCCCAAACUGGUGUAUGAAAUAACAAGAGCCUUGUAUAUUAUUUACAACCUAAACAUCAAAGUAGGUAUUUCAUGUUUUGUUUUGUUUUUUUGUUUUUUUUAAAUAUUUGACUCUUUUUUUUAUUCUAUUUAAUUGUUUUUAUGUUAAUUCAUUUUACUUUUUAGCAGUGUUAUCCAGAAUUUGAAUUGAUUUAUUGUGUGCAAGCUAUACUUGAGAUGGGGCCUCCUAUCAAGGCAUUGAGAGACAAAGCAUGGGAGCAAAUGACAGAAAAAAAAUAGUAGAUGGUUCAUUUCACCAACUUAAAGGUACGGAAAGUCCGAGUUAGCGACUUUCCGGGAAAAUCGGGCUAGGUUGGGAUACAGGUAGAACGGGCUGCUUGAACGCUCGCCUUUUCUUUUCUUCUGAGCAACUGAGCCUUUGGCGAGAGCAAAAAAAAAAAAAAAAAUCCACACACAAAAAAAAUGGUGUCUUUCUCUUCCAUGUCAGGAGAGCUCUGUCUUAACCAAUCCAAAACACCACGUCACAAAUACCUCUUUCUAUACACAAUGGUAAUAAAAGGUACUACUGUAAUAGGUGACAAUAUGGUGCUUCAAGGUGGUGAAAAACAUUGCAACUCAUGUGGUGCUACUACUUCAGACUAGAUGUGGUCACCUUUAAGACCAUUAGCCGGGUUUAAAGAAAAAAAAACACAAAAAAAAAACAAAAAAAAAAAACAGAAAGUGACUCUAAAGCAAGGAUUUGUCAAGCCAGGUCUGCCACAUCUCAUUUUGUAUCUUUUACAGCCUUUUUUUACAAUACUUUACUGGUGCUCUAUGUAAACCUCAGCCUUGCAGUCACUGAGGUCAGUUUUCUGCAUCCGUGCACACACAAAAACCUGCUGGCCUGCCACAUGGGCCGUGAUGUUUUUUUUUUUUUUUCUCCUCUCUACCUUGAGAUAGAAGGCUGUGUUGAGCUACUUUGUUUUGUUCCUAUAGCGUCACACAGACCGGAAUCAUUACUGUACAACUCUUAGCGUGCGUGGCGGUUGCAGGGAGGGCGGUGUUGGGUUUUGCUCCUGGCCUGCUGAACUGCUCUCUACAGUGCCUCUCGCAGGCUAUCCUCAGUCAGGUGCAACACUUUUAACAAUGGUGCGGCUUCACAAUGUUCUUCUACCUUUUUAUAGCUCUUUUUUUUUGUGCUGUGUUACCAACAAUAUCAAGCACUUUUGUAUAUGUAUACUUCUUUUUAUUUUCGUUGAUAUUUUUUGACUAUUUCCUCUUGACUAUUGUGAAUCUUUUUUUUUUCCUUUUUUAAAAAAAAUUUGUUAUGUUCUAUGAUGUGAAAUGCUCUUAGCAUUAUAUAUUGAGGUAGUUCUUUUUUUAAUUUCUGUACAGUAGGGCUGUGCCAAUAGAUGUGAAAGAAUGGGUUAGUAGGAUAGGGGCAGAUUCACCCGUCACUCUGGUGAAUUAGGCUAAAUGAAAAAGAGCCACCCUUUCCCACAUCCUCAUCUGCUACAGUGAUAUUUCGUCAUAAUCCACGUUAGGAAAGUUACAGUCCGCUCUCGGUGUAGUGCGUAUAUGAGCCGUACAGUACGUAUGUUCUCUAGAUAUUCCGUCAACUCUUUCAAAUCGCUUCCCUAACGCUUCCCUAACUGAAUGCUUCUUUCGUGAUGUCAUUAGUGAUGUUUAGUUCCUCCCUCGAAGCCACCGCUUUAUCCUGGUCAGGGGCACGGUGAAUCCCGGAGCCUGUCCCGGGAAUUUUAUUAUAUCAGUCAAAAUCAAGACUGCGUGUACAAGGCUAAAAUCUUGUAUGAACUUGCUGAACUUGUUAUUAUCAUAACCCUAUAUUAUCAAUGAGUUUGUGAAUUUGUUUAGAAUUCUAGGUAAAGUCUGUGUGCAUUUAAAUUAUUCUGCUUAGUACAGAUUUGGAAAUUGGCCCACUGUCAUAAGACGUGCUAUUAGAUUGUCAUUUUUAUUUUUAUUUUUAAUUUAAGGCAUUAUACUGCAUACAUACCUUCAUUUUUUUUUUUCAUUUUCAUUAGUUACUCCUAUAUGUAUGUUCUAAAUGAUAUCUAUGCCCAUAUUUUUUGUACAUUUUGUACAUAGAAUAUGUUUGUUGCUGUGUUGGUUUUUUAUUUUUAUUUUUUUUUUUAAAAUUACCUAUGAGAUGUACAAAUAUAAUUCUGUGCUAAUAUAUAUCAUGGAAUCAAAAGUCUCACAUUGCAAAGAGAGGGUUAAUUCACCCAACCUUACAAAUUGACAUAAGCUAUGGAGCAGUGGGGUGGGAGGACUUUUUGGUAUUUCAGAUUUGAAUGUCAUGCAUCGAACAGGGAAAGCGAACGAAUGAUAUCGACAGUAGAUGGACGCUUCCGUCUUACUGCACAGCCCUACAUACAAAACAGUCUCUUUCAUUUGCAUUUGAUUCUUUUAUAAAUACUAAAACGGGGGAUUGUAGGUGUAUCCUAAGGUGCUAAACAUUUUAUCAAAUUGAAAACGAUGUAUUAUUUGGACAAACUUGUCUGGACAAUGACUGUUUUUAUGUUUCUUUUAGUAUUGGAAAAGCACUAUUAUUUUACUCUCUCAUAUAAAUAUAUUAACAAAGGCAUUUUAACUUUGUACUUGAAAAAAAAAAUGAUGAAAAGAUUCUUAUAUUGUUUUAGAAUAGAUCUUGCUGUAGUUGGUGCUUAUCUGUGGGAAAAUCAUGUACUCAUAUUGGGAAGUAAGAAAAGAAUUGUAAUCAAUCGAUCUUGCUGUUAACAUGUACUUGCUUAUUAUCCAGGCAACGUUGUUUUUAAGUCCUACAUUCCGUGGCAUAUAUCCAGCCCUCCACCUAUUUUUUUUUUUUUUUUUUUUUAAUUAAGAUCAGUGUUUAUUUUAUAUAUUUUUGGCUUUGGUGGCCUCUUUGUUUGCUCUUGUAACAAGUUCCUGUAUAUCCUCAGUAUAUUCAGUGUCCUCCUGAGUUACCGGCACUUUUUGAAACAUGAGCAAAAAUGACAUUACAUACAAUAAUAUUCGAUUUUUCCACUUAACCAAUAGGACUAUUUAUCUUUGUUCUAGCAAGAAAUUAUUGGAACUAUUUUUUUAAAUAAUAGAAAUUCCUAUAAAAAAAAAUAUGUGCCACCAUUAUACAAUUACUGACAGCCCCAAGGACCCAAUGAAUGUUUUAAUAAAUGCAAACAAAUGCAUUUCAUUAUUUUUCAUUUGCUCUCAGUCACCACGAACCGUACUGUUGCCUUUCACAAUGUAUUGUUUCUCUUGAAGACACUAGAGACGAGGGGUUUUUUAGACUAAUCAGGUAUGGAUAUAAUACAUAAGCAGUUAAAAUAAAUGAAAAUACCAUUAAGCACAACUGGGGGGGUGGGUGGGGGGGGGGUAGUUUUACAUGUCUGAUAGUGUUGAUAGUGUCGAUCCAGAUCCAUGACCAGAACCAGCCCACAACAGAACAGUGCAGGGUGAUUGUGGGGAAAAAAAGUACCCAAAGAUCAGUAUCAUAUUAGUUUAGUUAUUCUUGUGUUUGCAGAAGUAAUGUGUUAAACAACAGGCUGUGGUGGAUGUGUUACAAGAAAGAAACCAGCAUUACACUAAAGUUGACAUUAUGUGUUGUGAACAGAUGAAAAAAUACUCUACCUUUAGUCUAUACCAUCAUUUUGGCUACAAAAGCAUUAUUUGGAUCAUUGAUUCACUGGGGCACUUUUAUGAUCUGUGGAUCUGGCAAGAAUUCUUCUAAGUAUCAGGAUAUUUAUAAUCCUGGUUGCCAGGAUGUUUAGACCUGUCUAUAGAUAGAUCUUUCAACAACAUGAUGAGCCAAAUUAAUAACAUUGCAAAAUCAGGGUUUUGUAGUGACCACUUUGGGCUCUGAAUCCUACAAAAAAAAAAAAAACAUUAAAACUUGCAUGGGGUCCCA
This is a messenger RNA of Hemibagrus wyckioides, 7099 nucleotides long. RefSeq names its product DNA (cytosine-5-)-methyltransferase 3 alpha b (gene dnmt3ab). Gene Ontology annotation, cellular component: nucleus; cytoplasm. NCBI's taxonomy places the organism in Eukaryota, Metazoa, Chordata, Actinopteri, Siluriformes, Bagridae. The record is from RefSeq and is a predicted model, not a curated record. The coding region runs from base 254 to 3190 and encodes 978 amino acids. The transcript is spliced from 23 exons. Gene Ontology annotation, molecular function: methyltransferase activity. Gene Ontology annotation, biological process: negative regulation of DNA-templated transcription.